CACCUCCAACUAUCAUCAUGGAUUGGAAGAUGUUUCAAAGCCUCCUCAGUGGAGUGAACAAGUACUCCACGGGAUUUGGGAGGAUCUGGCUGUCCGUGGUGUUUGUGUUCCGGGUGUUGGUGUUCGUGGUCGCUGCCGAGCGCGUGUGGAGCGACGACCUGAAGGACUUUGACUGCAACACAAAGCAGCCCGGCUGCCCCAACGCUUGCUACAACUACUACUUCCCCAUCUCACACACCCGACUGUGGGCGCUGCAGCUUAUCUUCGUCACCUGUCCCUCCCUGCUGGUGGUGAUGCACGUAGCCUACCGAGAAGACCGCGAACGUAAGUACCAGUUGAAGCAUCCCGAAGGAGCAAAGCUUUACGACAACACGGGUCAGAAGCACGGAGGCUUGUGGUGGACGUACCUCCUCAGCCUCUUCUUCAAAACGGGCAUCGAGGUCACCUUCCUCUACCUGCUUCACCUCAUCUACCACAGCUUCUUCCUGCCCCGCCUUGUCAAGUGUGACGUCAGCCCCUGCCCCAAUCACGUGGACUGCUACGUUGGACGCCCCACCGAGAAGACAGUCUUCACCUACUUCAUGGUGGGGGCCUCGGCCUUCUGCAUCGUGCUGAACGUCUGCGAGAUCGUCUACCUGAUCGGCAUGCGCAUCUACCACCUGGUUCACAAGGGCAGCAAGAAAUUUCCCCGUGACAGGUGCAAGGACGAAGACUGCAGCGAAUGCAAUGAGCCAGUCACCCACCUGGAUUCCAAGCCGGGCUCCCGGCCAGGAGAGGAGAUGCCAGCGUUGGCCCCAAACCUCUCCUUCAAAUGUUAGGCUCCCCUCAUUCUUUCCACAGACUCAAAAACUGCCCUUGUAAAUUUUUCAACAGAGCAAUUGUUCAAUAUGAUAUGUUUUAUGUAACUUCCAAGGUUAUUGUUUUAUCUGUUAUCUUAACUGUUUAUUGUCUUGAUCUACUGCAGUAAAGACUACAAGAGAAAGCCAUGUAAUAGGAAGUGAAGGUGGACCAUCUAUUAGACUUUUAUAUUUAAUUUAAUAAUGAUCUAAUGACAAUGUUUUUUGUUGUUUUCAAUUGAUCUGACAUUGUGAAUAUGUGUUUUAUUUUUCAUUUGUAUGCAUGAGACGUGAAGAUAAUGGUUUUUAUUUUUACAAUAUGGAGUGUUGGUAGAUAAAGGACAAUCAUUGUAUUUGGUCAGAAUAAAAUGGGUGAUGAUUCUGACUUUUCAAUUUGCCAAUUAGAUGCUUCAUCAAGUUUUACAAAUGUAGCCCAAUGUAUAAUACACACUGUCAAAAUGCCGACCAUGGCUAUCAUUGAGGUAUGGUUAAUUAUUCUACACUGCCAGAAUAAGAUGUAGGCCUACUGUAUAUCGAAUAUCCACACCUAUGUUUGUCAAGAUAGGCCUUGUGUUCAUUGUUAAAAGCCAAG
This is a messenger RNA of Anguilla anguilla (European eel), 1428 nucleotides long. Its product is annotated as gap junction beta-3 protein-like. The record is from RefSeq and is a predicted model, not a curated record. The transcript has a single exon. Gene Ontology annotation, biological process: cell communication. Gene Ontology annotation, cellular component: connexin complex. Bases 18 to 818 code for a protein of 266 amino acids. Lineage: Eukaryota; Metazoa; Chordata; Actinopteri; Anguilliformes; Anguillidae.